Molecule: messenger RNA, 525 nt
Organism: Drosophila persimilis
Lineage: Eukaryota; Metazoa; Arthropoda; Insecta; Diptera; Drosophilidae
Gene: Pfdn1
Product: prefoldin subunit 1
Exons: 3
Coding region: 49-429 (126 amino acids)
Biological process (GO): protein folding
Cellular component (GO): prefoldin complex; cytoplasm
Molecular function (GO): protein folding chaperone
Source: RefSeq, a predicted model, not a curated record
CAUUCAAUUUAAGUCAAAUAAACGUUAAGAAAGCAUUUAUCAAACAAAAUGGCACAAAUGGACAUCGAAUUAAAGAAGGCCUUCACCGAGAUGCAGAUCAACAAAUUGGAGACAUCCAAGAAGAUCAAUAUGAUCGACAUGAAAUGCGAUAUGGUCAAGACGGGCAAACACAAAUAUCUGUUGACGGAAAAGGGCACAAACAAUUUGGACAAUGAUACGAGGGUUUAUAUGUCUGUUGGUCGCAUGUUUCUGCUUACGGACGUUCAAAAUAUGCGCGAAGAUCUGAAGAUCAAGCAGGAGAAAUGUGAAAAGGCCAUUGAACUACUCGAAAAGAAGAAGGAAUUUCUGCAGAAGUCAUUGAAAGACCAGGAGGACGGUUUGCGAGAGCUGGUUCAACAGCGCAAGGAGGCUGAUGUCGUCGCGAAAUAGAUGCCAUUGUAGCCGCACAAACACACAAGAAACACACAUUUUAUUCGGUUCAUUUUAAAUAUAAUUGUCCAAAUUGAAGUUGGCAUAACUAACGAA